Zychaea mexicana is the source of this 1495-nucleotide messenger RNA. RefSeq lists its product as uncharacterized. The coding region runs from base 83 to 1435 and encodes 450 amino acids. Gene Ontology annotation, molecular function: oxidoreductase activity. The record is from RefSeq and is a predicted model, not a curated record. The transcript has 3 exons. NCBI's taxonomy places the organism in Eukaryota, Fungi, Mucoromycota, Mucoromycetes, Mucorales, Lichtheimiaceae.
CAAACACACUAUUUUCUCUCUAUAUACUGCAGUACUUUUUGCCCGAGAACUCUACCAAUUCAAUAUUCCCAUCAAGCGAAGCAUGACAGCAACAACAAAUUUGGAGUCUAACAACACUAUUUCUCCAUCUUUUCCUUAUGCGAAGCUGCUUUCCGCCAAAUCUGUUGAUACCCGAAUUGAUGACUUGUCCAAGCAUUCAUUGAUCGUCAGGAACCACGAAACUCACGAUGUCUUUUCUGAUUCAGCAGGCCAUAUCAACCAUCUCUCUCACCACUAUUUGGCAGCCUAUUCCUUGGGCGCCAGUAUGGAUAAGCUUCAAACCAUUUACGACGUAUACGCGUCAUACAUGCGUCCUCGACCCCCUUCUAUUGGUGUUCUGACUGACAAGACGUACCAACAGCACCUUGGUAACCGUGACGCGUACACAAGCUACCUGGAAUACUUUACAAAAGAAAUCGAACAUCGCGGCAUGCUGGAUGCAAUCCGUUUUUGGAUGUUCCACGACAACGAAAAAGACAACAUGUUGCCCCGUGUACUCGGUAGUGGGAUCCAUCCGUUGAUCCAUCUUGGUUAUGCCGUUGAAUUUAACCUACCUUUGAUUGCUGCGGAGAGCCUUUCCAUGGCUGCUAGUUCUGAAGAUACGCUCAAGCACUUUUUUGCGGCAGCAGCACCACCAGCAGUACCCAAUCAACAAGCCAGUGCUACUUGCAGUAUUAAGGACAUCGUAGCCAAGGUUAAUUGCGAUCCAGCCUUUGAUGGUAUUGUCAAGUUUACCGACAAAAUCAAAGUACUUUCUGUGCUGGCCAGUGCACAUAAGGCCGGAUCUAAGAUCAGCGAAUAUGUAGCUCAAUGGAGCAUCAAAGAUCUAAAAUCCAGUCUUCAAGAGCUGUAUACACAAGUAAUGCUGCUUUAUGCUUCCACGGGUAUUCGCGGCAACAGCAGCCAGAGUCCAAAAAUUGACUUUUUCUUGGCACAUUGCUUGACAUCUAUCCAUGCAGCACACACGCUAUUGCCUUACUUGACCCCUCUUCAAGCCGAAUGGCUUCUUCGUGGUCAUCUGGCAACGACGUUGGUGUGCUAUAUUGGUUGUGGACGGCCUCAAGUGCAACCUGAGUCGCUUGUCAAGUACGAGGGCACGAACAUCAAGUCUUUGACAUCAUUAUCUGCUGUUCCUGAUGCAUCUGAUGAUGAUACGAGCAAAACGAAGUGGCAUGAGGUAAUCAAGCGCUCUCUUGCUCCUGAAAUACAAGAGCCACAUUAUAUCAAGGUCGUGCGUGCACUUGCGCUGGGCCAAGUGGUUUUUGACGAUCCCCCUUCUUUGAAAGAUGUAUGGCUAAAAGCCGCACAGCUCACCAUGGACGUUGCUGAGCGAUCCGCUGGUGAAAUAUCUGGUUGGGAUUUUGCUGGAAUUGGAUUCGACGAAACCUGGCAAUAAUAGUAAUGGUUGCUAAGCGCAAUGAACAAAGAUUCUCGCCUCAAUAAAGUUAUCAAUUUA